This is a messenger RNA of Pteronotus mesoamericanus, 1941 nucleotides long. RefSeq names its product BLOC-1 related complex subunit 7 (gene BORCS7). The transcript has 5 exons. Gene Ontology annotation, cellular component: BORC complex. NCBI's taxonomy places the organism in Eukaryota, Metazoa, Chordata, Mammalia, Chiroptera, Mormoopidae. The record is from RefSeq and is a predicted model, not a curated record. Bases 22 to 339 code for a protein of 105 amino acids.
CGGCAUUCACGAGCAGAGGUGAUGGCGACUGGGACGCCAGAUUCGCAGGCGCGAUUCGGCCAGUCCGUGAAGGGGCUUCUCACGGAGAAGGUGAACACCUGCGGUACGGACGUGAUCGCCCUCACUAAGCAGGUGCUGAAGGGCUCCCGGAGCUCCGAGAUGCUCGGUCAGGCAGCUCGAAAUAUGGUACUGCAGGAAGAUGCCAUCUUGCACUCAGAAGAUAGUUUGAGGAAAAUGGCAAUAAUAACAACACAUCUUCAAUACCAGCAAGAAGCUAUUCAGAAGAAUGUUGAGCAGUCAUCGGAUCUACAGGACCAGCUGAAUCAUCUGUUGAAAUAGAAUGGCUUAUAAGAAGGCUUUGCCUGAUACUGAGGAGGAAAUAUCUACCACACAAUGCUGUGGGUUUGAUUUUCCAUUUUCUUCUCCAAAAAUUAAGUUAGAAAAGGUCUGUGAUGAUGUACAGUUUCUCCUGAAAAGAAGCUAGGUGGUUGAAUUUUGGAAGCACUUCUUGGAUCAGACUAACCCAUGUUCUUCUUGAAUUUUUAAGUUGCUCUAUUGUUUUAAGGUGCUAUAUUAUUUUGAUGUUAAAGCAAAAUUAAAAGAUGUCUUAGUUAUUCCCAAACAACUUUAAUGUGAAAAGCUAUGUUGUCUAAAUGUGAUUCUAAAACAGACAACAGUAGUGUUUUAAAUUCAGACAUGGAGCUUCUGUUGUGAACAUAGAAUGAUUAAUAUUCUUUCUAAAGAAUUUUUUCUUUUAAUCAUAAGUUCAGAAGAUAUUUUAAUUUCCUCCUCAGAAUGGUGAUGGGUACUUGUUUUCUUUUCUAGUAACUUGGGAGAUACUUAUUUUAUUCAUUAUAGCAAAUAUGUAAAUGAAAAUUAGGCAAAUUGUAUCCUAUCUGGCCAGCUGCAAACUCCUGCCUUGACCUGCAUUCCUAGGGUUUCUUUGUUGUUGUGACUCCUGAUUAUGUGGCCUUGGGUUUAUUUUGUAAUAUUGCUAGUAAUCAGCAGAUUCACUUGUGUGACAUUGUCAAAUGCCAAGGCAGUUGAAUCACUGUGAGUGAUUGCAGCGUAGGAGUGUGCCUUGGGGAAAACCUUAUGUUUGUAGACAUUUAUCUAUGUUCCUUGAAUUCCUCUUGUUAAAUGGCAUUGCCAUUGUAUAUAGUUAAGCGUGACUGUCUUUACUCUGAAUUUGAAAUGGGACUUUCUCCUGUUCCACUUGAGUUCUUACUUUACUAAGGGAUUGGGAGAAAUCUGACAUAAGAAAAUGAAGUUUUCACUGGAAGGAAAAGAAAAUGAGAGUCCAAUUUAAUUCAUAUUAUAUGUCAUCAAAUUGACUAAUCAUAUCAGAUUGCAUUUAUCCUUCACUGUGCAUAUACAUGUUGACUUAAGGUUAAAAAAAAUGAGACAUGAAGGAAUUCACUUUUACAUUUAUUUUAUAUGCUUUUAUUACAAUUAUUAAAUAUAAACAAGCUCAGUUUAACUUAAAUAGAAGGAUUGCAGACUUAGAGCAAAUGUCAUAUUAAGAGUACAACAUUUGAAGUAUUAUCUGAGGAUAUUACUGUCACUGUUUCUAUUCAGUGUUUUUUUGGUGGCAAUGCCUAGGACAGAAAUUAAAAAUAAGUGUAACUAUAGCAAUGAAGGGACAAAAUUAUUAUUAUUGUCAUAUGGUAGGAUUAUCUACUUAGAAAAUCUAAGGACUGAUUUUUUAAAAAAGGUCUCCAAUUUAGAAAGCAAAAGUCUACAACCAUCUAAAUAUCUAAGUACCAAAGAAAUACUUAAAAUGAAAAACAAAUUAAAAUAAAAGUAUGUUCUAUCAUGCUGGGACAAAUAUGAAAAGGCAGUGAUUUCUUACAUUGUAUUUGAAAAAGUAAGUUUCACAAUCAAAAUGUUAAUGGUAAAUGAGAUUAUUUAAUGUAAGGAUAAAAUUUACAUUAAAUAAUA